Messenger RNA from Nilaparvata lugens (brown planthopper), 1756 nucleotides. RefSeq names its product progestin and adipoQ receptor family member 3. Gene Ontology annotation, cellular component: membrane. The record is from RefSeq and is a predicted model, not a curated record. Gene Ontology annotation, molecular function: signaling receptor activity. NCBI's taxonomy places the organism in Eukaryota, Metazoa, Arthropoda, Insecta, Hemiptera, Delphacidae.
UGGAGAACCUGUUGUAGAUUUGCGGUUGCCAAUGGAGACAACUUUCGCAAGUUCCUUGUUUCCCCCACCACACAGCGCUGUUGUCGGUUCUCGAGCCAGCUGACAAGCGGCUUCAUCCAACUCUCCUCAGUUAGCGUUCAGGUCGGCAGCCGACAAGUGCCCAGUGUCUCUCUGCACACUUUGAAAAGCAAAAUUCAACAUAACCUUUGUUGUAUUGUGCUUUUCCAAUUACCGUCUAUUAUUUUAUCCACGUGGUUGAAAUAAUAUAUCAAUCGAUUAUCGUCACGCCGAUUUCCGCUCGCUGGAGAAUUAUUUAUUUAUUUAUUAUAUUUAUUACAUAAAUAAUAUACAAAAUGAAGUCGAAAGUAGCUCUUAACAACAACGAGAACGGUCAGGUGGAUCAACACAGCUGUGAUAAUAGCAAAUACGAGUCGCAUACCUGUUCUCAAAUCAGCCAUAGACAUAAGAAUAAGGAUGACUUUAGCAAGGACUCUUCAGAAGCUAAGGAUGGCUUGCUCUCACAAACCGAUGUACAAAACAAGAAGAGUUCGAAAAACACUUCUAUGGAUUGUGUGACAUUGCUAAGUUAUGAAGAUGCACCCAGCUAUUUGCAAUUCAACCCAUACAUUCUUAAUGGCUACCGAGGAUACAUGUCGACAAAAAUGUGCCUGGAAAGCAUGUUCUGGAUGACAAAUGAAACAAUCAACAUAUGGAGCCAUAUCUUCGGCUGGAUGCUAUUCUUGGGUCUCACUCUCUAUGACCUCUGUUUACUAAACAUCCAUGCCUCUUUCACUGACAAAUUCAUUGUUGGUCUACUUCUUGGAUGUUUCCAGAUCUGCAUGGUGAUGUCUUCUCUAUAUCAUAUCUUCUCCUGUCGCUCGGAAGAGCAUUUCAACUGUUUCCUAUCCUUUGAUCUCCUGGGCAUAGCUCUCAGUAUGCUUGGAAUUUAUAUGACCGGUGUCUAUUAUGCAUACUGGUGUCAUAAGGGGUGGCAGACCUUCUACCUGUCAUCGGUAUGUGCAAUUUUCCUGGUAGCGAUGGUUCUUCAGCUGCCCAGCCUGAAGGUCGAUGACAAUGUCAAGUUGAUGGUUUUCGUAAUGUGGGCUGCCUACGGAGUGGUCCCCACAUUCCACUGGACUGUCAUGAUGGGAGGACUCGAAAAUCCUGUUGUAUCUCUCUUGCUACCGAGGGUGGUUAUUAUGUACGGAAUCAUUGGGUUAGCCUUCUUCAUUUAUAUCACAAGGGUUCCUGAACGAUUUUUCACUGGUAAGGUUGACUACAUCGGCUCAUCGCACCAGCUGUGGCACCUGUUCGUGGUGAUCGCUCUCUACUACUGGCACAACACGGGCAUCAAGUACAUCGAGUACAGAAUGAACCACGGCUGCGCCCACGACAUGCGCUUAUGAUCGUGAACCAGCUCAAGCCCCGCAGGCACAAUGGCUAAUUUCAACUACAAUAUUUUUCCAGUCAUGACACUGAAUUAUAUUAGUAAGGUUAAUAAUGCAAUUUGUGAUGUUAUGUCUGAAAGUACGUUCCGAGUCAAACGUGCUUGUAUAUUUUCAGUGUGCUGUGAUCAAAUAUUCGAAGUAAGAUAGUGUAAGGGUUACUGUUACUCUAGACUGUACAAAUGUGACACAUACUCAAUAUGCUUACAGUAAACAAUCACUACCGUUGUUGCACCGUAAUCUUGUAAAGUCUAGCAGAUUGUAAAACUGAGGGAAAUUCAGCUUUCUGUUAGGGACUGACAAUAUUAAGU